CCCUACAGCCAUCGGAGCUGCACCGUUGAGCAGCCGCAGCCGACCCAGACGGCAGGCGGUCCAAACCCAGUCAACACGCUGUUUUCCGCACCGCCGCAGCAGGCGUCGAGUGGGUUCGCUCCAACGUCCAAGUCGGGUCAGCCAAACGUGCACCUGUCCAGCAACCAACCGAUCGCGUCCAAGCAACUCCCGCGCCAGCCAUUUGCGAUUCCUCCCGAACCGUCAGCCGCACAUCCUCCCGAGCCGUUCUCGCACCAGUCAGCCGCACAUCCUUCAACCGCAGCAGUACUUGGUCGUGCAUAUUCCAGCAACCGUGUCGAGGUGUUUGGGCAAUACCCGAUUGAAGCCUCCAACCAGUUUUUUGGUUCCUUCCAGCAAUAGGGGUUCCUCCUGAACGUGUAUCCGAUUCAGCCUCGAUAUCAAGUGGGUGACUCUAUGGGUAAGAAUUCCAUUCCCAUCUCCUAUGAGCAGAAACAGUCGAGAUCAGAGACCCAUGGGGAACUUCAACAGCAAUUGGCAUGUCUCCAACAACAGAUGGCGGUUCUUAGGGCAAAACUGAAUGGCCAUGAGUCUUCCAGUCUUCCAAUCUAUUCAGAAAACCCGAUAACGGUGUUUCCUACUCUACCUACUUAUAAUUUGUUAAUUGGUACUUUGGGAAACUCUGCAGGAAUGAUCACAGAAGAGAAGUUGAAUGGCCAAAACUACUUCUCUUGGUCCCAAACAAUUAAAAUGGUCCUUGAAGGGCAUCAUAGAUUUGGGUACUUAACCGGAAAAAUACCGUGACCGAGCCCUGGGGAUCCCCAAGAGGGGGUCUGGAAGGCAGAAGAUUCUUCACUUCGUUCGAUGUUGAUAAGUAGCAUGGAACCUCAAAUUGGGAAACCUCUGCUAUAUUCAGCCACUGCAUGGGAUAUUUGGGAUGCAGUUCGUAGGUUAUAUUCUAGAAGGAAAAACGCAGCUCGCCUAUAUACUUUACGUAAACAGGUUCAUGAGUGCAAACAAGGGAGCAUGGAUGUAACGUCAUACUUCAACCGGAUGUCUUUGUUAUGGAUCUAUGUCGGGAGAUCAUCUAGAACUACCCACAUGACAGAAUUCAAUACUCGAAGAUAGAAGAGGUUGAUCGUGCGUAUGCUUUUUUUGUGGGGUUGCACCCCAAAUUUGAUACGGUUCAGAGUCAAAUACUAGGGCAGAAACCGAUACCGUCUCUCAGAGGUUCGAUUGGAAGAGGAUAGAUCGAGUGCAAUGAAUGGGUCUGGGGUUACCACUGUAGAGUUAGCUGCCUUUGGGGUGAAAUCCUCUGGAUCUGAUGGUGACAAGCAGAAUAGCAAAACACCCCAGUAUGUGAGCAUUGCAAAAAACAGUGGCACACGAAAGAUCAGUGUUGGAAACUGCAUGGUCAACACCUCUUAAUGGUAAACAUCACCCCCCAAAUGACAAGUCAAAAUCUGGGCGUGCUCUGGUGAGUGAAUCGGUUGAGGGGGCCAUACAACCUCAAACACAACCUCCGGUGACCAACCCAAGUGAUUCAGGUACCAUAGGGAUCGAAACAAUUGCUCAAUCAGGUAACCCUCAAUCCUUUAGCUUUCCUCCUUGAAGGGAAUGAGUUAUGGAUUCUAGAUUCAGGAGCGAUCGAUCGCUUGACUGGCUCAUCUGAUCAAUUCCUCUCGUACUAUCCGAGUGCUGGAAAUGAGAGGAUUCGUAUUGCAGAUGGGUCCUUCGUUCCUGUUGCUGGAAAAGGCAAAUUGUCACCAUUUCAGGGAUUAAUUCUACAAAAUGUCCUACAUGUGCCAAAAAUUUCUUACAACUUGUUAUCAAUAAGUAAAAUAACAAAAGAUUUGAACUGUAGAGUUGUCUUCUCAUCAGAUGCUGCUUUGUUUCAGGACUUAAGCUCGGGGAAGAUGAUUGACACUGCCCGAUAUGACAGGGGCCUCUAUUUCCUUUCUGAAGAUGCUUCCUCCAGGAAUUUAUUUAGAACUAGUCUUUUAUCUUCAUUUACUAUGUCUGAAAAAGAUUAUUUAUUGUGGCAUUUUCGUCUUGGACAUCCAAGUUUUCAAUAUAUGAGAUAUUUGUUUCCUCAUUUAUUCCAUAAUGUGAAUAUUUCUUCUUUGUCUUGUGAUGUCUGUAUACGUGCUAAACAGUCUCGUGUUUCUUUUGUCUCUCAGCCUUAUAAACCUACCCAGCCUUUCCACUUGAUCCACAGUGAUGUUUGGGGCCCUUCGAACAUCUCUACCCUGUCCGGUAAACAAUGGUUUGUCACAUUCAUCAAUGAUCAUACCCGACUUACAUGGGUAUACCUCCUUGCUGAUAAAUCCGAGGUUCUGUCUACCUUCCAACAAUUCUAUACCACUAUCUUAACUCAGUUUAAUACAAAGAUUUUCAUCCUUCGAAGUGACAAUGGACGUGACUUUGUCAAUCACACCCUCCGGGAAUUCCUAACGUCAAAAGGGAUCAUCCAUCAAAACUCUUGUGCUUAUACUCCGCAACAAAAUAGGGUGGCUAAACGAAAAAAAAUCGUCAUCUCAUUGAAGUUACUCGUUCCUUGAUGAUUUCGACGUCUCUCCCAUCGUACCUAUGGGGAGACACAGUCCUCACUACAGCCAUCUCUCAUUAAUAGGAUGCCUUCGCGUGUUCUAAAGUUUCAAACACCCCUUGAGUGCUUUAAAAAGUCCUGCCAGUCUACACGUCUUACGCCUGAAGUUCCUCUGCGUAUGUUUGGGUGGACAACUUUUGUUCACACUCAUGGUCCUCAUCGAACUAAGUUUGCCCCACGAGCUCAAAAGUGUGUGUUCAUUGGGUAUCCCCUUCAUCAGCGAGGCUAUAAAUGUUUUCACCCACCUUCAGAAAGUACUUUGUCACUAUGGAUGUCACGUUCCUUAAAGAUGAACCAUUCUUUCCCGUUAGUCGUCUUCAGGGGGAGACCACGAGUGAAGAGACUAACAGUUCCACAUACUUUGUACCUAUUAGUUUCAAUCUUGAGCCUAGUUCUCCUGUUCCUGAACCCAGUCUAUCUAGUCCCGAACCUGGUCCUGAUAUUCCAGGGUCUGUCCUCUCUGAUAUUCCAGUGUCUGUCCUCCCUACUGGACAAAUGCCCUGGAUAACAUACUAUAAGAAGAAUCUCAAAAAGGAAACCCAAGAAAUUCCUGUUGUUCUAUCGGAAAGUGUCCAAGCAUCGAAACCAGCUCAGGUUCAAGAUCUUGUUGUUUCAGAGAAUGUCCUUGAAGAGAAGUCCGGACGCAUAGAAGAUGGUGAGACGAACUCAGAGAAGGUUGAAAUUACAGGAGGUAAUGAGGUGCUGGAAGACUCUCAGGAAGGUGAAAAAUUGUCCCAAAAGCUUGAUACUGGAGAGAGGCCGACGAAAACUGGCAAUUAUGAUACCAUUCUUGAUAUGCCAAUUGCUCUAAGGAAAGAAACCAGGUCAUGUACAAAGUACCCUAUGCACAGUUUUCUGACCUACAGUAACUUGUCUCCUAUUUUUAAGGCUUUCACUACUCAACUAGAUGCCCUAGCAAUACCUACCAAUGUGCAUGCAGCCAUGGAAGUUCCCGAGGGGAGAGUAGCAGUAAUGGAAGAAAUGAAGCUCUCGAGGCGAACCAGACUUGGGAUUUAGUGGCUCUCCCUAGAGGUCAUAAAACAGUUGGUUGCAAAUGGGUGUUCACAGUGAAGUAUAAGUCUGAAGGAACACUCGAGAGAUAUAAGGCUAAAGUGUUCACUCAAACGUAUGGGAUUGAUUAUUCAGAAACUUUUUCCCCUGUGGCUAAGCUCAACACGAUCCGAGUUAUUCUGUCUAUUGCCAUGAAUAAGGAUUGGCCUCUACAUCAACUAGAUGUAAAAAAUGCUUUCCUAAAUGGUGAGUUAGAAGAAGAGGUUUACAUGAGUCCUCCUCCAGGUUUCAAAGCUAAAUUUGGGAACCAUGUUUGCAGACUCAGAAAGUCCUUAUAUGGGUUGAAACAGUCUCCGAGAGCGUGGUUUGAUAGGUUCAGUGUUUGUUAAAUCCCAAGGGUUUGUUCAAGGGCAUUCUGAUCACACAUUGUUUACCAAAAAAUCACUAUUAGGAAGAUUGCUGUUUUGGUGGUUUAUGUUGAUGAUAUCAUUUUAUCAGGGGAUGAUACGGUAGAAAUUAUUAAACUAAAACAAAGGAUGGCAGGCGAAUUUGAGAUCAAAGAUAUUGGUAGUCUGAGGAAUUUUCUCGGGAUGGAAGUGGCAAGAUCGAAAGCAGGAAUAUCAGUGUCUCAAUGGAAGUACACUCUGGACCUAUUAAAGGAAACAUGAAUGACUAGAUGCAAACCCAUUGAAACUCCUAUUGAAGUCAAUGGCAAACUGAAAAACAUUACGGAAGGAGUGCCUGUAAAUAAGGAGAGGUAUCAAUGCCUUGUAGGAAAACUGAUUUACCUGUCUCAUACUAGGCCCGACAUCUCCUAUGUUGUGUGUGGUAAUUUAGUUCAUACAGAAUCCGUAUGAGAAACACAUGGAAGCAGUGACUCGAAUUCUAAGAUAUCUGAAGUCUACCUCAGGGAAGGGUUAGUUUUCAGAAAAUAUGAGACACGGAGCAUUGAAGCAUAUCCUGACUCAGAUUGGACAGGUUCAAUGAGAGAUAGAAAGUCAACCUCGGGAUAUUGUACCUUUCUAUGGGGAAAUUUGGUGACCUAAUGGAGUAAAAAACAGGGUGUAGUUGCCAUAAGCAAUAUGGAAGCAGAGUAUAGAGCUAUAAGUCUGGGAGUGUGUGAAGAAAUAUGGUCACAGAAAGUUUUGGCUGAUCUUCACCAGACAGUCCAGGUCCCAUGACGUUGUAUUGUGAUAAUAAGGCUGCCAUCAGCAUUGCCAACAAUCCAGUACAACAUGAUAGAACCAAGCACGUUGAAAUUGACAGACACUUUAUUAAAGAGAAGUUAGACCACGGGGUAAUCUGUAUUCCCUAUGUCCCUUCAGUCCAACAGGUUGCAGAUGUUCUUACCAAAGGAUUACCAAGACAGACGUUUGAAGCUUGUGUUAGCAAGUUGGG
Benincasa hispida (wax gourd) is the source of this 4996-nucleotide messenger RNA. The record is from RefSeq and is a predicted model, not a curated record. NCBI's taxonomy places the organism in Eukaryota, Viridiplantae, Streptophyta, Magnoliopsida, Cucurbitales, Cucurbitaceae.